AUGAGUAGGGCAAAGGUGGCGAGCAAAGGCAAAGGCCGUGCAAAGGCCCCGGAGUUGAGAUGCAUUGGAGCGGAACAUCGAGAUCUCCAGCAAAUCGAUCAGAGCCCCUGUGUUCUUUUUGCUGCGCAGAUUUUUCCAGGAAAAGGUGUUUUCGUUUCCUCUCCGCAGGUGGCAGGCUUUCGCCUGGUGCCGCCAAGUGCCGAGGGCCUGAAAGAAGCUCCCCUGACAAAGCUCAGAGAAGCAGUGAGCGAGGAGGCGACCUGCGUUUCCUUAGAAUGCCGAAGGUGGGAGCUGGAGCGCUUGCAGGCGCGGCCCACCUGGUGCUGUGCCUUGGCCUUCAGGCGACGAGGCCGGUGCGUGCUGGCACAUGCAGACGGCUUUGCGAAUCUGCGCGCGAAGCAGCGGUUUGGAUUGCGUACUCUUUGCCGCCUGCAUGGCUGCACCAAGCCACUGGUGGCAGCAGCUUUCCUGACCCUUGUUGACAAGGGCAAGGUGAAACUAACCGAUCCGAUCUCCAAAUACAUCAGCUUCUCCGAGGAGGUGAGUGUGAAACGUGGGAAGUCUCGACCGAAGCUCCGCAAAGUGAAGGUUCGACCCACCCUCCGGCACCUUCUCACCAUGACUGCCGGACUUCAAUAUCAGGACUGUCCAGCAUACGCCAAGGUCAUGAGGCGCAUCAAGCAGCAGCAGGUCAAGAGUCUGGCAUCGAUGUGUGAUGAGCUUGCGGCCCAGCCCCUGCAACGUGAGCCAGGGUCCUGCUAUACCUACAGCUUCUGCACGGACAUGAUCGGCAGAGUUUGCGAAGCCGUGAGUGGCAAGCGGCUGGACCAGUUCAUGAAGGCGGCCCUGCUGGCUCCACUGGGGAUGCGAGACACCUUCUUUCAAGUGCCCGCCAACAAGCGGAAGAGGGAAGCGGUUCUCUACGACUGCCAGCGUGGCAGCGGCGGAAUGUACGUGCCGAAGGUCUGGAGUCAGCCAGGCAAGGCCGUCCCUAUCAUGAGUGCUGGAGGAGGGAUCUUGAGCUACAAUGAUCCUGGGAUGUGGAGCACAGUGGAGGACUACACGAAGUUCUGUCAGAUGCUGCUCACUGGCAAGUCCCCGACAGGCGCCCAGAUCCUGCGGCCAGGCACCAUGAAGGCUCUCUGGUCCGACAGCCUGGCUGUGUACGGGCAGAAGGAUGGCCGGCUGCCUGGCUGGCACGACGCAGAUGGCAAGGCCAAGGGCGGAAUGUGGGACUAUACCGGCUGGUCCCUCCUGAACACCCAUCUCACCUUCAAGCAGAUGCCUUCCCCGAGCAAACGCGCCCGCGUGGGGCAGACCAUGUGGAUGGGUGGUGGGGGUGGCACCUUCUGGGUGGUGGACAAGAAGCACGAGACCGUCGCCAUCUCCUUCUCUCAGAGCUUCGGUGGCCGCCCUCAGACCGAUGCCGCGAAGGACGCGGCGGUCUUCCUUGAGGCGGCGCUGCAGUAG
Messenger RNA from Symbiodinium natans, 1470 nucleotides. The record is from the annotation of a GenBank genome assembly. NCBI's taxonomy places the organism in Eukaryota, Dinophyceae, Suessiales, Symbiodiniaceae.